Aethina tumida (small hive beetle) is the source of this 2598-nucleotide messenger RNA. Its product is annotated as cytochrome b5 reductase 4. The transcript is spliced from 7 exons. Gene Ontology annotation, molecular function: oxidoreductase activity; heme binding. The record is from RefSeq and is a predicted model, not a curated record. Lineage: Eukaryota; Metazoa; Arthropoda; Insecta; Coleoptera; Nitidulidae. Bases 220 to 1998 code for a protein of 592 amino acids. Gene Ontology annotation, cellular component: endoplasmic reticulum. Gene Ontology annotation, biological process: superoxide metabolic process; generation of precursor metabolites and energy.
GGGACCUUCACCAGUCAGUUAAUGUUGUAAACCUAACGUAAAAACCCCAAAUAAACAAACAACAAUCAAAACAAUUUAAUAACGAGUGUAUGUGCUAAUAUUUGUAUUAAACAACAAACAUAAAACUGAUCGAUUGGUGGUGUUCUUGAUGGUAAUAACCGCGCGCAUGUGUCAAUAACGGUGUCGCACAUUGAACGGAACAUUGAACGAAAAAAAACGAUGGAUGUGAACAAACUGAAGAACAAUUCGAAGAGUGCGUUGGGCAGUUUGUUACAGGGCAACUCAAAAAUUCCGAAUUUGGUGCCGCCUGUUUUGCACGAGGUUGGCAAGUUGGCCGCUGGCGUCGCUGCCGUCAGCACCGCCAAUAACGUCGGAUCCGCAACAGGAAAUCCGAGAAACAAAUGCGCCUUACAGCCCGGCCACUCGCUUAUGGACUGGAUCCGACUCGGUAAUUCCGGAAAGGACCUCACCGGAGUCGGUGCUAAAGCAGGACGACUUUCGGUGACCUCUAAAGAACUGGCCACACACGAUAAGGAAACGGAUUGUUGGAUAGCUAUAAGAGGAAGAGUGUUCAAUGUUACGGCUUAUUUACCAUUUCAUCCAGGUGGGGUGGAGGAGUUGAUGAAGGGGGCUGGGAAAGAUGCAACCACUCUAUUUGAUCAGGUUCACCCUUGGGUAAACUAUGAAUCGAUUCUCCAAAAAUGUUACGUUGGUCGUUUGGUAUCCAUAGACCCCAGCAUAAACAAGGAAGAACUGUUCAUGGGCAAGGACAGUUUCAUAGUACCAAAGUCGCCGACUACCCAAGUGAAAACACCAAUAACCCCAUCGAAAAGUCCAGUUGUAAAUAGUCCUAGUACGAUUAAAUCACCGGAUCCGAAGCAAUACGUUGAAACUAGCGUGCAAACGCCCGAAGAUGAGUCUUUGCCUUUGCCUCGUUUCGAUUGGAUACAAAAAAUGAAUUCGAUAACGAUCGUUUUUUAUACUGGAGCGUUUUCCAAUCCUUACGUGGAAAUAAGCCCUCCUAACCAAGACAAUGAGAUAAACAUAAAUUUGUGUUACAAAAACACGUUGUUUAAUAAUGAAAUCCAGUUUUUGCAUCCGGUAAAAUUUCCAUGUAAAACUAAAGUGUACUUUGAAACUGGAAAAGUGGAGAUGGUGUUUAUGAAAAACAACAGCGAUAUUUGGGAAAAUUAUGGGUUGUUACGUCAAAAAAGCACACAAAUUAUACAGGGAAGUUUAAGAACAAAUUUCGUGUUAGUCGACAAGAAACAAGUCAACCACAAUACGUAUCUGUUGAAGCUGGAACGUGCGGAUAAAUACAGAUGUGUCGUACCGAUUGGAAAGCACGUCAGAGUGUUUGCUCUAAUCCAAGGAUCUGAAAUUUCAAGAAGUUAUACAGCAGUACCUGAUUCAUUGUUCAAUAAUUUUGGCCCGAAAAACGAGAGUACUGAUUCAGUUUGUUUAAUGAUAAAGAAAUACCCAGAUGGAAGCAUCAGUCCAUACGUAACGAGUUUAGAAAAGAACGAAGUCGUUUGUUGUAGUCACCCAAUUGGUAGUUUUGAUUUACAAAAACUCGAAAAGUUGGAUAAAUUCAUACUUUUGGCUGCAGGAACUGGGAUUACACCUAUGUUGGGGUUGAUUACUUUCCUUCUUGAAAGGAGAAUCAAAAAAUGCCAAUCAAUUGUGCUGUUGUUUUUCAAUAGGACAGAAGAAGAUAUUCCUUUUAAAUCACAAUUAGAUGAAUUGGCUAAAAUUGAUUCCAGAUUGAGCCUCGAACAUGUUUUAUCAGAAGCAAAGGAAAAUUGGCAUGGUCUUCGUGGCAGAAUCACAAAAGACCUCUUAACGACUUCAAUAUCGAAAGAAUUGGAAGGAACCAUCUAUACGAAAAAGGAUUUAUUUUCGUGCAUUUGUGGACCAAAUGCGUUCGUGGACGUUUCCGAUAGUUAUUUGAAAGAGUUAGGGUUUUUGAAUGAUCAAAUCCAUUGUUUUCAGGGAUAGCGUUACACUCAGGGUACUCCGGUCCCUGCUUGUUUCUCGUUGCCUGCUAGAAAUGUGACCGAGUUUGUUUAUGAUAUUUUUGAUUUGAUAGGCGAGAAAAGUAUCUACUGAUAAAAUAUCUGUUGAUUGUUUGUUUAUAGUAGUAUUUUCGCGGGUUUCGAACUUUUGUGAUAUGUAAAAAACUUGUUGGUAAUUUUCGCAAUAAAUUUUUUAUUCAAAUAAAAUUUUUUAUGUGCGAUACGGGUAUACAAUUAUGUAAGUUUAAGUUGUUGCGAUGGAAUUUGACUGCACUUUUUAAAAUAGAAUGUUCUGAUUUUAUUGAAUCAAAUACACAAGCACAAAUAGACAUUCACGGCUACUUAGGAAUAUUCUUCUUGUGAUAAACAGAACAAUUUUCAAAACGUUCGUAGCCUUUUUAAUUGUUAUAUUUAGUACUUAUUAAUAUUUGUCAAUCUUAUUCUAGACAUUAGAGAAUUAUUUGUGUUGCAGCAAGUUUUUAUUAUGCAACGUUUUGAAAGACAUUUUUGUAAUAGACUGCGUAUUAAAUACAAAUUAUUAUUAUAUAUAGACUCAACAUAUGAAAUAAAUUGCAAUAUAUUU